UUACUGCAGCUCUGGCUUGGUCAGAGACAAGACAACAAUGUUUCCUUAGAGAUUUUCUUGAAAAAUGGUGGAAGCAGAUCGUCCAGGGAAGUUAUUUAUAGGAGGCCUCACUAGAGCAACAAAUGAAACCGAUCUGGAAUCAGUUUUUGGAAAAUAUGGCCGCAUAGUAGAAGUUCUGUUGAUGAAAGAUCGGGAAACCAACAAAUCCAGAGGCUUUGCUUUUGUUACUUUUGAGAAUCCCGCUGAUGCAAAAGAUGCUGCAAGAGACUUGAAUGGAAAGUCCUUAGAUGGAAAAUCAAUUAAGGUGGAACAAGCCAACAAACCAUCAUUUGAAAGAGGUGGUAGGCGGGGCCCACCUCCUCCAAGAAGCAGAAGUCCUCCAAGAGGUCCUAGACAUGGAAGAGGUGGAAGUGGUGUAGCAAGAGGGCCACCUCGUGGAGGUCACAUGGAUGACAGUAGGUAUUCUCUUAAUUUCAUCAUGGGUUCUUCCAGGGCUCCACCCCCAGUUAAAAGGGGUCCACCUCCACGAAGUGGGGGACCUCUGCCUAAAAGAUCUGCACCUUCUGGACCAGUGCGUAGCAGUAGUGGAAUGGGAGGAAGAGGGCCAGUGUCUCAUGGAAGAGAUAACUAUGGAGGUCCUCCACGAAGAAAACCAGUGUCAUCACGCAGAGAUGUCUGUAUGUCUUCAAGAGAUGGUAGUGACAGUAAUAAAGAGAGUGACCGUGAUAGCAAUGGCAGAGGUCGUGAUAGAGACUCUUCAGAUCAUCCAAGUGGAGGAUCCUACAGAGAUUCUUAUGAGAGUUAUGGUAACUCUCAUACUGCUCCUCCUGCUCGAGGUCCUCCUCCCUCUUAUGGAGAAAGUAGCCUCUAUGAUGAUUAUAGCGGCACAAGAGGUGGAUAUGAUGGAAGUCGUGAAAGUUACUCAAGCAGCAGAACUGACAUCUAUUCAAGUGGUUGUCAUCAUAUUGGCAGACACUGGAGAGGGCUUCUGUCUUCAAUGGAUAGGGGAUAUCGUGCCCUUCGUCAUUCAUAUAGGAGUUCAAGCCCUGGAGCGCCAAGAGGCGGUGGCUGUGACUGAUGCCGAUCUGGAAGAGGAGGCAGAGAGGCAGAAGCAGCUAUUAAAAGAAAUAUAAGUUUUUUUCAAUCAAAAUGCCUUUUCAAAGAAAUUGGGAAUUGAGUUUAUUUUGUGAAAUUGUCUGAAAUAAUGCUAUGUUGCUUUGUGCCGUCUUAGUACCCUCUAUGAUAGUCCAUUCUUGCAAAAGCUAAAAUUUAAAAAAAAGGAAAGUUAAAAAGGGUUCAUAUGUCUUUUGUGAAGUAAGAGUUUUAAAAUAAAGUUUUUCUGAACUUACUUGAUUUUCUUGCUGAAUUAGACAUUUUAAGAU
Messenger RNA from Trichosurus vulpecula (common brushtail), 1382 nucleotides. Its product is annotated as RNA-binding motif protein, X chromosome-like. NCBI's taxonomy places the organism in Eukaryota, Metazoa, Chordata, Mammalia, Diprotodontia, Phalangeridae. The record is from RefSeq and is a predicted model, not a curated record. Gene Ontology annotation, molecular function: RNA binding. Gene Ontology annotation, cellular component: spliceosomal complex. Gene Ontology annotation, biological process: positive regulation of mRNA splicing, via spliceosome.